Cantharellus anzutake is the source of this 1103-nucleotide messenger RNA. RefSeq lists its product as uncharacterized. Bases 394 to 1074 code for a protein of 226 amino acids. The record is from RefSeq and is a predicted model, not a curated record. The transcript is spliced from 3 exons. Lineage: Eukaryota; Fungi; Basidiomycota; Agaricomycetes; Cantharellales; Hydnaceae.
CCCGAGAAGAUGCAACAAGGGCGGGCCUGCGAGUAUUUAUGGACACGGCAGAAGAUCCGUCCGAGAAUCAGGUUGGAGGUUAGAGACAGGGUGCGAGGCGGAGCCGUUGCCGACACACAAAGACGAGAAGAUGCACCUAUAGAUAGUGGUUGUCUCAGAACCCUCCCUUAAGAGAAUCAGUGAAGCCAUUGGCAGCAGCAUGGCGUCAAUCCGACGAAUAGGAUGGCGCUGAAAUGUCGCCACUUGGCAAAAAUAUUGCGACAGAUCCUUAUGUAAGCAAGUCGUUCGCAUGAGAAUAUUGUUGUUGCACGUGGAGGCGAUCCCAGGCGGAGUUCGAGAUUUGCUCAACGCCGUAGAUCGACGAGAGUGAAGCACUUGAGUGGUUAAACGGACAUGCAGCCUCCUGGCCACUUCAUUCUAUUUGGCUCAACAGGCCCUUCGGGGUUGAAGAUCAUCGAGCUAGCUCUUUCUCGAGGAAAUUAUCUCACACUUUACGUGCGGUCCCCUGACAAGCUUCCUGAAGAUGUACGAAACUCCCCUUUGGUCCGCGUCGUAGUCGGACAAUUGGAUGACGAGGCCGCACUGGAGUCGUGCUUUUCGAAACUGGAAGAUUUCCCUGUAGUGAAGGGCAUCAUCUCCGUGCUUGGCGCAAAGGUUGGCCAGCCACAGGGAAACCCUAUCACGAAAGGAUACGAAAUCAUAUUCAAACUGAUGAAAAUGCAUGAUAUAAAAAAUAUCGUACUUCUUUCAACCGUGUCUGUAAAAUCGCCCAAGGAUCAUUUCUCACUCGUUCGUGAGUCCCUUGUAGCAGGCAUAAAACUCAUAGGUCAUUCGGCUUGGGAAGACGUGGUGGCGACCGGAGAGCUCGUGCAUUCGGAGGCAUCGGAUGGUCUGAACGUGACGUUGGCGCGAGUUCCAACGUUGAACGAUUCCAAAGGAGGUUCAUUGAAGGUAGGAUUUGUAGGAGAUCGGUAUGUAGGAUGGUUGCUUUCGAGGAAUGACCUAGCGACGUUCUUUGUCGGAGAGGCCGAAAAACCCGAGUGGGCGGGGGAAAUUCCACUUCUGAGCUCUUGAAAAAUUUGUGUGGCGGAUCUGUUCCGCCC